CAUGUUUUCGCCAGCCAUGAGAUGGCUUUGAUGGUUUUUCGUGCAAGCGGUCAUGAUCGAGGCUUGCGAGGAGGAGGCUGCCCCAAGACCCCUGGCAUUCUGCAGCACUACAGUGAGAUCAAGCGAUCUCAGGGAGGUCUACCGCACGCCUGGACCUGCUUAUUAUGAGGUCAUUCCCAAGGAUCGAUCUGUCAGCUUGGGCGAUCCGAGCUUUCGGUCGCAACUGCAUCGACUUGAUGGCUUGAAAUCCACCAAUGAGGUGCCGGGUCCUGGCAUGUACGAACACAACCCAAAGCGCGUGGAUGGGAGACCUACAUGGAGGCAGCUUCGUCGCGGUGCCCACCUGGCCCGAAAGACGCCGACGCCGAAAGACGCCGACGCCGAGAGCGCCGACGCCGAGAGAGGACGCUGGCCAGUUGUGUGUGGCACCUACCAAGGCCCCUCCGCGAAGGUUGCUGUGUACAGUGCCUCAGAAGGAGCAACGCAUUGUGUCCCGCCAACCCAUGAAGAGCCUUUUGUCAUCACCUGGGGAAUCGAUUCCUUCGCUUUCGCAAGAACACGUGUGCAUUUGGAUCGGCACCGACUCCACAGCAGUCCCUGUGAGGAGGCACAAGAUGCUGGGCAAAGUGUGCCAGCCCAGCUCUGCCUUUGCAUCAGGCACCGCAAGGCGAAGUGAGGCUGAGCGAGAAGGCCCUGGACCUGCCAGCUGUGCACCCGAGGGCUUCGCGGAACGGCAAAGGCGGCAUCGUGCUGAGCGACGUGGGCCCCAGGUGCCUUUUGGUAGCAGUUCAACAGCCCGGGAGCAGCCUCGAGGUAGUCCAGAGCUGGGUCCAGGCUACUACGACUUGGAUGUGCCGCUGGAGACAUCCCAACGACGCAGCCCGUCACCUGCCUUUGGCACGCAGCAGCACCGUUUCGAUCGAUCACGCAGCAGAUCGGAGACGCCAGGUCCUGGCGAUUAUUCGCAGUUCAAGGGAGCGAAUGCCUGGGAAGACGCGUCCACUGCAGCGCCGUCAGGCGUCUCUUCCACCACUCCUCCCUUGGCGUUUGGUACUCGUCAAGAUCGUGCUUGUGCAAUGACUGGCACACCUACCGUUGAAGAGAGGGAAUUGGAUCUACUGCCUGUGGACCCCCUGGGCCGUCUCAACAGCCUCACCAGGAGAGCCUUGCGUCGAGCUCAUGAGGGCCGGCAAGGUUGUUCGGUGAGUCCUGGUGCACCGGCACCUGGGGAUUAUGAUCCGAUGCCCCCCUCGGGGCAGCUCUGGCGGAUGCCACCGGAAGAGGAGGUAUUUAGCUCCACUGAGCCUCGAUUUAGGCGCGACGUGAUGGAAACGACCUCGUUGAGUCCUGGGCCUGCUUUCUACAGCCCCGUGCCGCAAAGUCCUACUCCGCCAUGUUGCGACUUCAGCUCUUCCAACGUGAUGAGGUUUUUGGAGUCUCCUUCCUUUGACAUCGAAGCGGAGAGUGGUCCCGAACCGGAGCUCAUCGUGGAAGGCUUAAUGCCACGAGAAAGAUAUCUGAGUCACGGCAAUGGGCGACCCAUUUCACUGAUUGGUCGGGCCGACACGAGAUGAAUCGACAGAAUCGACAGGACCAGUUGCGGUUGGUGGC
Molecule: messenger RNA, 1611 nt
Organism: Cladocopium goreaui
Lineage: Eukaryota; Dinophyceae; Suessiales; Symbiodiniaceae
Source: the annotation of a GenBank genome assembly